Messenger RNA from Colletotrichum acutatum, 750 nucleotides. RefSeq lists its product as uncharacterized. NCBI's taxonomy places the organism in Eukaryota, Fungi, Ascomycota, Sordariomycetes, Glomerellales, Glomerellaceae. The record is from RefSeq and is a predicted model, not a curated record. The transcript has a single exon. The coding region runs from base 1 to 750 and encodes 249 amino acids.
AUGUCUUUCCCGCAGUUCAAGAAACUGCCUCCCGAGAUCCGCCGCAAGAUCUGGGUCGAAGCUCUCCCAGCCCCCCAAAUCUACGAACCGGACUCCCAUGAAGGAAACUGGUACUCGGACAAGGGUACUCGCUUCUUUCACGAGUACUAUUACACUCGCGUCAGAGAGGCGUGCAAAGAAGCAUACGAGGCCUGUAUGUCAUUCGGUCGCUUCACCUUUGGAUGCUUUGGCAACUCCAACAUUCGCGGCCUGUGGUACAACGAUGCCCGGGACGCUAUUUACUAUGCGACCUUAGGCCAGUGGCAUGGAACGAACUUGAAGGCAUCUCGGAAGAUGAUCAUAUCCGUUGAAAUCGCCUUAGAUGAGUUCCUGAAGACUGGUUUCGAGGAUGAGAAGUUUGCUGCCUGUCGCCACCUCGUUGUCGCGCUGUUCAUCGACAGGUACCUUCCCAUCGGGUCCAUUAUGACGGAUGAUCUUGCUAGGAUGGAGCCGUUGCUUCGAGCCAUGAAGGACGAUGCUAACAUCGCCCAAACGGCUAGUUGUUCGGGCAUCAUAGCCAAUAGAUUUCCAGAGCUGGCCGGGAAGGACUACCUCACCUGGGCUGAGGUCAGAGGCAUGCUUUUGAAGACGAGAGAGGAGAGGAUUCUCGCAAACGCCGGGAAGCCAAAGAUGUACAAGAGACCCUUGCUCCUUGAAGCUGUGGAGGUCUUCAAAAAUGAGAACGCUCAGGAUCCCGAACGAAUCUUUUAG